Corythoichthys intestinalis (scribbled pipefish) is the source of this 4933-nucleotide messenger RNA. It is a transcript of the gene lcat, whose product is annotated as lecithin-cholesterol acyltransferase. The record is from RefSeq and is a predicted model, not a curated record. Gene Ontology annotation, biological process: lipid metabolic process. NCBI's taxonomy places the organism in Eukaryota, Metazoa, Chordata, Actinopteri, Syngnathiformes, Syngnathidae. The transcript has 8 exons. The coding region runs from base 216 to 1520 and encodes 434 amino acids. Gene Ontology annotation, molecular function: phosphatidylcholine-sterol O-acyltransferase activity.
ACGGACAUUUUGGAAGUACCCUGAAGGCAACAGUAGAUGACCGGAAUGUCGUCGGUUGGUUCAUCCACUGCGCUGUCAUUUGAACACUUUCUUCCGAGGGGACCACAUUCCACAAGCCACGCGCAUAGUCUUUUGCGCCGCCAGCAGUGUUGCCAAGCCUGAGAGGAGACAUCGGCCAACACUGCAGCAGGCGGGAAGAACACUCAAAAAGAGCGAUGGUCUCCACAGGACAAAGCUGGCCUUUGCUGACACUUGGCCUCCUACUGGGGCUUCAUCAAACCUCCUGUUUGUGGAUUCUCAAUGUUAUAUUCCCUCCUGAUUCUAAAGCUCAAAACCAGAGCAGUAUUACACCACCACUCAUUAUUGUGCCAGGAAACUUGGGGAACCGUUUGGAAGCAAAGAUAGACAAGCCACAACUAGUCCACUGGCUGUGCUACAAGAAAACAGAACACUGGUUCCCCUUGUGGAUUGACCUCAACAUGUUCAUGCCUAUUGGUGUCGACUGCUGGAUCGAUAACAUUAGACUUGUUUACAACAGGACGACAAGACAGUCAUUCAACUCACCAGGGGUGCAGGUGCGGGUUCCAGGGUUUGGACAAACCUAUCCCAUUGAGUUUCUUGACAAUAACAAUUUGGCUGGCUAUUUUCACACAAUGGUGAAACAUUUAGUGAACAUUGGCUACACUCGGAAUGAGACUGUCCGAGGAGCACCAUAUGAUUGGAGAUUAACUCCCAAUGAGAAUGCAGAGUACCUAAUGAAGUUGAAGGAGUUGGUGGAACAGAUGUAUGCCCAGUACCAGGAGCCUGUUUACUUGCUGGGACACAGCAUGGGCUGCCAUUAUGUCCUUUAUUUCCUCAACCGGCAGCCUCAGGCCUGGAAGGACAAGUACAUUAGGGGCUUCAUUUCUCUAGCAGCUCCAUGGGGAGGAGCAGUCAAAGUAAUGAGAGUCAUGGCGUCAGGUGAAAAUGAUGGCAUCCCAAUGAUUUCCAACAUCAAGAUUCGCGAGGAGCAAAGAAUGGCUACUACUAACCCCUGGAUGCUGCCAACAAAGAAAGCAUGGCCUGAAGACCACGUCUUCUUAUCCACGCCAAAUUUCAACUACACGAGACAGGACUACCAGCGAUACUUCAACGACAUCAAUUUUGAAGAUGGCUGGUACAUGUGGGAAGACAGCAAGAAUCUCACAGGUGAUCUCCAUCCACCUGGUGUUGAGGUGUGGUGUAUGUACGGCGUUGGAAUACCUACUCCAGUGACGAAUAUUUACGACGACGGUUAUCCUAAUGCAGACCCCAUAGACUAUGUGUACGAAGAUGGGGAUGACACCGUGGACAGCCGAAGCAUGAGUCUUUGCAAAGAUUGGGCAGUACAGCAGGAGGAGCCUGUGCAUGUCACGGAAUACAAGGGGUUGCCACAUUUGGAUAUUGUAUUUAAUGAAAAGGUGCUUAAUCAAAUACAGAAAAUCUUGGAGGGGAACACAGAAAUACCUAAAGAAGUUGAUGUCAGAUCUGGGCAGAAAUAGCAAACAACAGCAUUUUGAAGUUCAAUUUACUUAUUGACUGCCAUUGACGGUUGUAGACGUCCAAUCCAUUUCAACUGGGAUUGUUCACGGUCUGCCCUCCCAGUUCAAAUGAGAUUGAAGCCUAUCGCCGUCAAUGGCAGCGAAUGUUAAAAAAAACAUAUGUAAAGUUGUGUAUAAGCCUGACCCAAGUUGAGAAACAUAAUCCCCGUUUCCAUGUAUUUUUAAAUGAUUUAUUCUCGUAUUUUGCUCUAUUCACGUGAUUUUUAUUACAUAAAUAUGUUCUGUUGUCUGGCUUUUUGGCAGUUGUAGUUGACUUUGGACUAGCUUGUAAUAAUCUAAUGUGUGUACUAAAUAGCAUUUACAUGACUGACCCUCAUAAGAACCCUUCAAUUCAUAUUUUUCCGCACCAGUACACCAUUCUUUGAAGUGUGAACCCAUUAAUUUUUUGUGCAUAAAUGUGUCAGUGGGACUGAGUUUUAGUUUGAUUCUAAGUUGGUUUCUGAUUAGGGUUGCCAAUUGUCCCUUGAAAAACGGAAUUGUCCGGUAUUCAGAAACAAAAGUACGCGUCCCUUAUUGAGCUUUCAAAUGACGUACGUGCUUUGUCCCUUAUCAUCAAACUCGAAAAUAAUGUCUUAUUUGUAGAACGAACGAAUACUGGUAUGGUGCUUUACAUCAGUGAUCCCCAACCAUCGAGCCGCGGACCGGUACCGGUCUGUGGCGCAUUUGCUACCGGACCGCAGAGAAAUAAUAAAUCAUUUGUUAACGACCGCAAUCUGGCCUGUGACUGUGGCCUUGGCGCAUCUACAGUAUAUCCCUGUCUACUCUAUAGACAGGGGUGUGUACAUAAUUUUUUUGCCCAGGUUCUCAAAGGAGGACCUGGAGAUGUGACUUGGUCCUCAUAGAGCUUGAGAGCCGACCCGCCUGAUGCGAUAAAUUUAUGACAAGCUUUACUUAGAGCCAAUUAACUUUAAUUAAUUAUAUUAACAAUUAAUGCUUGAUUAACAUCAACUGGCACAACAAAAUUGCCAUUACUUUGAAGUGAAAUGUAAAGAAAUAAGAAGCACCAAUUCAAAAUAAAGGGCAUUAUGUGGCUCCCACAUUAACUCCAAGCCUUUUUAAAAGUGGGAUAUCCUCCUCAUAAGACCUCAUUGAACGUGCAUGAUUAGCUUUGUAAAAUGCGAGCAAAAACACGUUUGUCAGUGCAUGUCGCUGUUCAUUACCUUUAUUCCGCCACUUGUCCAUAGGGCGAAUGGGGUCCUGUUUGACAUUGAUAGUUUGCUUAAUUGCCACAUGCUCUGUUUUUUUCAUGCUUUUCAAAGUUUGGAUGGCUGAAAUUCUUUGACCCUACAUAAAAUGCGCUGCUCUUAUCGGCGACAUUGGGAUUCUCACGGCACAUUUUGUACCGCAUUUCCGUGCGAGCAUCAUUUGCUUCUAGCCAUGGUACCUCCUGUAGCCACUUUUCAGCAAAAGUCCUUUUUUUCGGUAGCUCCGGUGACGUCUCUGUCGUCUGUCUGUCUUUUGACGGGGGUGGGGGAACACGGAAGUAAUUUAGUGAUGGCCAAAUGAAGCCUCAUGAAGCAAUGAAGCUUUGCAGCCAACUGGUUUGCACAUGUAGCAAAGCUUCAUGGUGCUUCAUUUACCCUGUGGUGCCAUCAAGUGGUCUAGAAGCCCAAGAGGUCAACAUUGUUAAGAAUUCAAUGGCUAUUUGCUUAAGACAAAGAUAUGAAUGUGCUUGUGUUAGUAAAAUACAACAAGUGCUAAGGGUAAUUUGUUAUUCAUUUUUAUUUAGAAAUAAUAGCUUUCCCACAGUGGCUGGCUUUAAACAGUUUCCUUUUUUUUGGAAAAUAUUUCACCAGCUUUAGAAAAUAUUCUUUCACAAGGCACAGAUGGAGCUGGGGUGCAGAGAAAUGUGAGUGCCAGUUUAUAUAAAUUUGGGUAGGUAUUCUUUUGUGCCUCCCAGUACACUAAUGGAUUGUUCAUUCUGUUGAUGUUUGGUUCAGAUAGGUACACACACACACUCACAUUUAUAUUAAAGUAGUUUUUCUCCCUUACCUUAUUGAAAGCAAUCAAAUCAAAAUGUUCUCAUACAGGGGAGGAUCGCUCUUUUCGCUCAGGUUCCAUCGCAAGCAAAGGACAAGGCUCGAAAAAAGAUUGCACUGGUUGCACUGUUGCGCACAGAUGUAACAAGUACAGGAGCCCAAAACCCAAAAAAUGUGAGAUAACAGGCGAUCGCCAUUGCGUUUCGCAACCAAUUUAUACUGUAGUCUGUCCUGUUUUUGCAAUGUGCACCAAACGUUGGAUCACUUCCGAAGCACUCACGAGAUUCAGCCGGCCGCCGGCGAGGCUUCCCACGUCAUCAUUUCUGGGUUUUGCCGAAAUGAAGCGCGCCUCGCUACAAGCUUCGUGGAAACCCCCCCUCCCAUUACUCGACACAAGCUUCGGAACCUCGGCUCAUUUCGUCCCAUCACUAAAGUAAUUACUCAGUGUGGCCUGCCUCUUCAAAAUUUGAGAAGUUAUUUUCUCGUGUCCGCCGCAAAUACAGUGGUCAGCCAUCGGUACGCAAAAGCGUAUGGAAGCCGUUGAGGGCCAGCGCAUUUGUCUACGUCCAGUACGCAUGCGCGCAUGCGGACCACUUAUGUGCACCCCUGUCUAUAGAAUAAUCAGAGUAAAACUUUGUGUUGGUCGCCAUCUAGUGUUUGGCUGAAAUUACUGGUGUGUUUACACACUUACAGCAGCCCAGCGCCAGUCAAUGUAAACAGGAACUUUAGCUGUUGUUGGUUGAGUGCUGUGGCUGGCGAUGUCUUUCAACAGUUUUUUUAAGGGGAAAAGGACACCUGCUGAGCCAGAAGAGGAGCCUACAAACAAGUCCAUUCUGCAUAACAUGUCUAAAAGUUAGAAAACAAGGCAACAAAAGCGAAUGCACUUAAUACAUCAUACCUCAUGGCGAACUGUAUUGCUAAGGCCAAGAAACCUCAAUACGCGACCUUACCUUAUUAUUGCGACCACGGAUAUUGCCGUCAAGUUUUACGAGAGGCUGCUGUUAAAAAAAAAAAAAAGUUGAUUCAGCGAGUGGUGAGUGAUGUCUUCCCUGCACUUAAUAUUCAUUUUUAGCCCUGUUGUGUUAUUUUAUAUUUACUGUCAUUUUCUGCCACACAUUACCGGUCGGUGAAAAAAAGGCCCACAAUACACCGGUCCGUGGUGCAAAAAAGGUUGGGGACCACAGCUUUACAGGAAUAUGUAGGGAAACGAAUUCCCCUGCCAAUCUUGCUUUUUGACCAAUUAGCAUAUGAACAAUGACAAUAGGAAAUCCCACUUAUCUCACUGGUCGAAGCACUGUCGCUAACAGAAAACAACAUAGGAGUGUUUGAGAUGAGAGGUUUGAGUGAAGCGAGAAUAAAAAACUUUCAAAAUGA